This is a messenger RNA of Anoplopoma fimbria (sablefish), 402 nucleotides long. RefSeq lists its product as uncharacterized. Lineage: Eukaryota; Metazoa; Chordata; Actinopteri; Perciformes; Anoplopomatidae. Gene Ontology annotation, biological process: protein ubiquitination. The record is from RefSeq and is a predicted model, not a curated record. The transcript has 2 exons. Gene Ontology annotation, molecular function: ubiquitin protein ligase activity. Bases 1 to 402 code for a protein of 133 amino acids.
AUGGUUCUGUGUGAGGACGGCGAGUGCAGCAUCUGCUUCUCGGCCUUCUGUCGGAAGGACAGGGUCCCCCGGGUGCUCCACUGCAGACACACCUUCUGCGAGCCGUGUCUGGAGACCAUGUCGCAGGCCAGGAACGGGCUGCUCACCGUGGGCUGCCCUUUGUGUCGCCGUGUGACCUGCAUAGGACACGGCCUCAGCCUGCAGGAAGCCCUGUGGGUCAACAGCAAGCUGUGGGAGCAGAUACCUGAAGACGUGGACGCAGUGGCCGGGGAGGAGGAGGAGGAGGAUGAUGGACGGAAACAAGUGGCUCAGGAGGAAGGGAUGGAGGCUAAACAAGAACCCUCGCUGCAGGCAGAAUGGGCUCUCAACAUGGCGACGGUUGAGCCGGCGGAUCGCAGCUAA